AUGUCAGGUCCCCAGAUAGAGGAUGACUUUCAGUUGUUCUCUCCGCAACACUCGGGAGGGGACGAAGCACGAGGAUAUGGUCAGAUGUUCGCAGAUCCAACUGGAGAAAAUGUGAACCAAGAUUGGACUCAGUGGAUGCGAUGGGACGAGCCCGUAUUUGCUGAGGGAGAUCAAAAGCCGAUGACUUCUUCAUCUUCAGAUCUACCAACCAUCUCUCCGCAUACCGAAAUGAGCUCGCCAACCCAUUUGAACCACCAAGACUUUUCACCUAAUCUCCCACUUGGCUUGAUGGAAAUUCCAUAUGACGCCAAUGCGAGAAACAGCAUCAGCGUGGGCCAAAAUGGCUUUCCCGAUCCGAAUUGGCCCCAAACCCAGCCGCAGAACUUCGGCUUGGUGUCUCCGAUUUCGAGUGUUGGGACCAACCGAAAGCGUAAGACUGGCAGCGAUGACGAUGUCACCACCGUGACUGGACCAGUGCAACCUGGCAAGAAGAUGCCAGCCAAGAAGCGAGCUCACAACGUCAUUGAAAAACGGUAUCGAGCUAACUUGAACGAUAAGAUUGCGGAACUUCGCGACAGUGUCCCCAGUCUCCGACCAACCAAGAACUCAAACGGAGGAUCCCCCGAUGAGGAUGAGCAGGGGGAUGGAGCAAAUGCCGCAAGCAAGCUGAACAAAGCAUCGAUUUUAUCAAAGGCCACAGAGUAUAUCAAGCAUUUGGAAACUCGCAACAAACGUUUGGAAGACGAAAACACUGCUCUGAAGAACCGUCUGCGCCAGGCUGACAAAGCAGCGGAUCAAGCCGUCACAUCAUCUGCUUCUGUUUCGUCCCCUAGCAAUUAUGCCUCGACAGAUGCAGGUUCCGGCGCAUCGCCCAACAGUGUAUUCUCGCAGGCUGAAGAAAUUUCCAGCGAGGGUUCAUCUGCUUCUCAGAACCCCCCAGAAGGCCUCCUCCAGGUCCCAGACGCAUGGAAGCGCAUGCGAGCCCAGACUGCGCAACAAGGAGUCUUCGCCGAGUCCUACAUCAAAUAUCCAUCUUCAUCGUCCUCGCCCCACCAACCACAGUACGCAAGGAAAGAGACAUCAACUCGACGAUCAAGGAUGCCGAACAAGUAUAUGAUAGGCGCACUAGCCGGUCUCAUGGUUCUCGAGGGAAUGGGUUCCGACGACUCUGAGACCGAGUCCAAGGGCCUCUUCGCACUCCCUCUCCGUAUUCUUGGCCGUUUACAGACACCUCCAAUGGCACACUGGGAAUACUACCUGAAGCAAUUCUGGUACUCAUGGCAGGCGCGCGCUUUCUCUCAUUUCCUGGUUCUCGCAACGCUGGUCGUGGGCAGUGCCUUUUUUGUCUUUCUCUACCUGUUUAAUGCCCAGCCCAUCACACGUCGCGGUCCAUCCAAGUCGGUUUCUGAUGGCCCGCCUGCGCCUCUUACGUCUAGUGACUUCCGUCGACAGGCUUGGUUGACCAGCAUGCAACGGGCUGGUGUUCCACGUCAUCGGUUCUUCCGAGAGUGGUAUGUCGUCACUUCAAGAUGCUUUGAAUAUGUUUUGCGAUGUGUCAUGGGUUGGAAGAUCUACUCAUGGGCGACUGGUAUCACUGAGGAAGAUGAGAGAGGGCGUGUCAAGACCUGGGAUAUCGCUAUUGACGCCCAACUUACGGGAGGAGAUGCUGAGAUCAGCAAAAGUCGUCUUGUGCUCACUAUCUUUGCUGCGGGCACGUUACCCUCGACACCCACAAGAAUGAUUAUCAAAGCUUUGCAUGUCCGAAUUCUCUUGUGGAACGUUGGAGAAGUAGGCUCCUGGUCUUUCUACAUGUCCAACGAUAUUGCCCGAGCUCUUGCCAGGUUCCAAUGGGGCGUGGCUCGUGAAAUCAACAAGUCACUUCCCGAGGGCCAUCCCGAUCAACUUCCCCCUCAUCUUGACGCCUUGCUUAAUUUCGACUGUGAUGAUGUCAUGAUCGAUAAUAUCAUACAACGCGCUGUGAAUCUCACCUGGAACCGACCAACCCAAGAAGGCACGGGCGAUGAUGAGGUGCUACUCGAUGUUGUCGAUGAGGAUCCGGCCAUCCAGUGCUCUCAGGAUGCACUGGCUGCCUGGUGGUCUAGCCAUCUCCUGCAGACCGCUCUUCUCAAUUACUUUGAGGCCAGCGAAAAGGGACCUGUAUCCAGGGCAAGCCGUGAUGCUUUCAAGGAAAAGAUCCGCAUCUCUCUCGAGGUCGCACCUCGAUUAUCCGCCGCGUAUACCCGAGCGCUUGUAAUGAAAGCGGUGUUCUUUGAACAGAACCGCAUUGAGAAUGUGAACACCGUCCUUGCUACCCUUCCAAAGGAGAAGAGAAAGGGAAGCCAAACCCACGCUUCCAACUUCCUCGACUCCUCCCUCCCUGUUUCUGUGCGCGAUGAGAUUUCCAUUGCCGUGCGCUGCGCUAUGAUAGCCGCUAUUGUCACCGCACGAUCCACCGGCGGAGAUGCCUCGGCACUGCCAGAAUCCUUCACCAUCCAAAAGGCCAUCACUUGGUUCAACCAACUUCCCAUUGAUCCCGUCGAGCUGUCUCUUCUUGGCUUCUCCUCUGUCUACCAUCUUCUCCAUCUUCUUGCCUCCGACGUGGACUAUAUCGCGUCAUCCGAUUCAUCCUCUCCCUCCGCCCCCGCCUCCGAGGCUACCUCCUCAGCAGAUGAUGAAGCUGAAGAAAAGCCUCGCACACCCCGCAAAAUCUCUAUCUGUCCCAGCGACAUCCCGAAUCUCGGGCGAGUAUCUGCAGAGCUCGUCUACUGGGCUCGGAACGCUUACAACCCGGCAUUCUAUGGCUUUUCGUCCACGCUUGUGGAAGUGAUUGUAAAUUCCUGCACGGCAAUAUGUCAGAAUGCAGGACUGGACAUUGAUGAAUUUGUCCACACCCCACCCGACAAGACUCGGUCUAAGAAGCGGCGAUCCCACCGGCGCAGGGAAGAGUCUCAGUCAUCUCAAAGCGACGCCGAUCAAGAUCUGCUCGACUGCCCUGUUGAGCGGCGGACACUCCGUCGCGAGCGAUCUGCUAGCAACGACACGGGCUAUGGCAGCCUUUCCCUAGAAGAGGAUGGCAAGCCAAUUCCUCAUGCCCCUGCUAAUGUACGUGAGGUCUCUGUUUGA
This is a messenger RNA of Penicillium soppii, 3123 nucleotides long. RefSeq names its product basic helix-loop-helix domain-containing protein. The transcript has a single exon. Gene Ontology annotation, biological process: SREBP signaling pathway; positive regulation of transcription by RNA polymerase II. The record is from RefSeq and is a predicted model, not a curated record. Lineage: Eukaryota; Fungi; Ascomycota; Eurotiomycetes; Eurotiales; Aspergillaceae. Bases 1 to 3123 code for a protein of 1040 amino acids. Gene Ontology annotation, molecular function: protein dimerization activity.